AUGAUUCCACCUGGGGACUGCUUAUAUGCCGGGAGGAAGAGAAGGAAGCCUAUCCAAAAACAAAAACAGACAGCGGCCAGCCAGAAGACCAACCCAUCUAAGAGGCACCGUGACCGUCUGAAUGCAGAGCUGGACCGGCUGGCCAGUCUCCUACCCUUCACCCCAGACAUCAUCUCCAAACUGGACAAGCUCUCAGUGCUGCGUCUCAGCGUCAGCUACCUCCGGGUCAAAAGCUUCUUUCAAGCCAUCCAGGAGAAGCCAUGCAGAAAGCACAUCAUGGAGCCACCUGUGAACCACCAAGAUACCAGGAAAGAGAGCCUGUCCAUGGGGACCCCGGGGACCAGCAGCAGCAUGGUGGAGAGUGACCUCUUACUGGAGUCCCUGACUGGGUUUGCUUUGGUGGUGAGUACAGACGGGUUGAUCUUCUACACCUCCACCUCCAUUGUUGACUACUUGGGCUUUCAUCAGACGGAUGUGAUGCACCAGAAUGUUUUUGAUUAUAUCCAUGUGGAGGAGCGGCAGGAGUUCAGAAGACAACUCCACUGGGCCAUGAACCCCGGGACCCAGGGGGCCUCCCUGGACCAGCACUCAGCCACAGGAACUGGUGAUGACUUUGUGAUGAGCAGUCUCUUCCACGCCCAGGAGCCUGAUGGUGUUCCUCUAGAGCGCACCUCCUUCCUCACUCGCUGUUUCAUUUCCCGUGUCCGUUGCUUGCUGGACAGCACCUCAGGCUUCCUGAGCAUGCAGUUCCAGGGCAGCCUGAAGUUCCUGCAGGGCCAGAAGAAGAAGACAGACUCUGGGGAGCUGCUGCCCCCCCAGCUAGCCCUGUUCUGUGUGGCCGUGCCCCUCAUGAUGCCCUUCAUCACAGAGCUGAAGAUGAAGAGCAUGACGAUCAGGAACAAGAAUAAGGGCCCCGUCAUCCCCACACCAGAUAAGCACAGUGACAAAAGGCAUCGCUCCACCAGAGGUUCAUGUGACAGCAGUGACUUACUGCUUCUGAAUUGGUCCAGCAGCUCAACCAGAGAUCCCUGCCACUACACCCCAUGGACACCCCUCUCCAAAGACGGCAUCAGGUAUAGGAACAAUGGUUACUACACCCAGGAGGAGCCCAUCAACUUCUGCCUGUCUUCCAUGGGUGGUGGGCCCAAAGCUCAGAGCGUGAAUCAUCCAUGGAACAUCGGCACCGGGCCCACCAUAAGAAAGGACCCCAGCAGCAGCUACAUACCAGGCAGACAAAGCCAGUACAACAACCUGGGGAAGUCUGGAGCUUACAGGAUGUCUCCAGGAUAUCAUGCUAAAAGACAGGAUGCCUCUCAGAACAAACUGUAUGGAGGCCUCCACAGCCCAGAAGUGGAGAGCUUCUGUGAGGACGGCAUGAAGGCAGACAACAACUACAUUGGCGGCCAUCUUGACUGUUACAAUGGCAUGGUGUUGCCUGAGACAGCCAUAAAGACAGAGCAGGAUUCUGACUCUGAGAACGGUUGCAACAUCUACAGCAUGCCCCACAACGGAGCCUGGGUGGGGAACGAGAAGCGCUACAGCAUGGGCUACUCAGAAGAACCACAGGUGAAGUCAGAGGCUGACUACUACGACCAAUACACCACCUGCCAAAGGAACAAGUCCAGCAUGAGCCCAACGCUCAACGGAUACCACAAAUACUUAUAUCCAGUGGGGAGCAGGGCUCAGAAGGAUCAUAGGAUACCUCACUCAGACCCUCUGUGUAGCAGUCAGGGAGCAAACUGUAUGGACAGCAAUGUAUAUGGGAAUGGUACUGUGGAGCAUAAAGGCUACAUGCAGCAAGACAACAAACUGAACUACAAGUUCAGGAAUCAUCUGGUCCACUCUAUAAAGAGGGAACCCAUGGACUCACCUCCUUGGUCUGACAAUGGACAUGACAUUAGACAAAUACCCCUGCAGAGAAAUAUGAUUCACAACUGUGCAUUGACUGAUAUUGUACACAAACCAAACCCAUAUAUCUACAUGCAAUGAGGUCAAUGGAAAAUCUCAUAAACCAUCUGGGCACCACCUUGCUUCUUUAUUGUAUUGAUGCAUAAUAUGGCAGGGUGGGUAGUUAUUUAUACUCAACUCAGGUAAUCAACAGUGUUACAAAGCGAAAAUAUAUGGACGCAAGGAGAAGUGUUUUUAUAAGGACUUUGUACAUAAGACACACAAGAUAAAUAUAACUUUUUUCAGAUUUACAGUACCAGUCAAAAGUUUGGACACCUACUAAUUCCAGGGUUUUUCUUUCUUUUUUACAUUGUAGAAUAAUAGUGAGGACAUCAAAACUAUGAAAGAACACAUAUGGAAUCAUGUAGUAACCAAAAAAGUGUUAAACAAAUCAAAAUAGAUUUUAGAUUUUAGAUUCUUCAAAGUAGCCACCCUUUGCCUUGAUGACAGCUUUGCACACUCUUGGCAUUCUCUCAACCAGCUUCAUGAGGUAGUCACCUGGAUUGCAUUUCAAUUAACAGGUGUUGCUUGUUAAAAGUGAAUUUAAUUAAUUAUUCUUUGAUAGGUUGAAUUCAUGUAUUAUUUUAACAGUGAGUUUGUCAUUUGUGUUUUAAAGACAGUGUUAUAAAUCGAGAUUUAACAAAGCGUCACUUAACAGCUAUUUACACAGAUUAAUGUCUAAGAUGGUAUUUGAACAUAAUAAUGUCCAAAUGUAUUGCACAGCAAUACUGUUAAUUUAUGUUCGUGGUCCAUUGUUAUGUUUUUGUAAAAUUGUAGUACAUUCAAAAGAAAUGUUAGGAACUGUAGUUCUGUUUUAUGAAGCCAAUGUUUUAUUAUAUUUUGAAAAGAUUGAAAAAAAUACAGUAUGUUAAAUUAUGACAUGUUCCCUUACAUAUUCCCUAGCUGCACAGCUGCAAAAUUUAUACAGCAUUCCAUUAUGCCGUUUUUAAAAUAAAUAAAAAAUCUGUAAAUUAAUUUAUUUCUUUCAAAACUAUUCUACAAAUUGUAAUAAUUUAAUUGCAGACUUGUUUCUAAACAACUUUUGGUAACACUUUUUAUUGUGUAUUUUUUAUUACUGGUCUGAAAAUUGACCAGCCCUUCUGGCAUUUGCCCAGAUGGCCAGUCCA
Messenger RNA from Salmo salar (Atlantic salmon), 3074 nucleotides. RefSeq names its product aryl hydrocarbon receptor repressor b (gene ahrrb). The record is from RefSeq and is a predicted model, not a curated record. Gene Ontology annotation, cellular component: aryl hydrocarbon receptor complex; nucleus. Lineage: Eukaryota; Metazoa; Chordata; Actinopteri; Salmoniformes; Salmonidae. Gene Ontology annotation, molecular function: nuclear receptor activity; transcription cis-regulatory region binding; protein dimerization activity. Gene Ontology annotation, biological process: xenobiotic metabolic process; regulation of transcription by RNA polymerase II; response to xenobiotic stimulus.